Molecule: messenger RNA, 147 nt
Organism: Paramecium sonneborni
Lineage: Eukaryota; Ciliophora; Oligohymenophorea; Peniculida; Parameciidae
Source: the annotation of a GenBank genome assembly
AUGAUGAAAGAUAUCUUAACCUCUUUUAUAGAAAAUUAUUCUAUGAUUGAAGUUGGAAAUUCAAUUUAGAAUUUAUCAGAGUAUACUUUCAUAAAAAUUUUUAAUUCAAAUAAAAAAGAAAUAAAGCAAUAUCUUGAAAUCUUAUGA